AUGAAAACCCGAAACGAUUAUGUAAACGCUGAAUCAACUUUAGCAAAUUUUCGUAUUGAUAAUACGGAUCAUAUUAUAGACGUUAAUAAAGGAAAUUUAGCUUUUGAAUUCGACCAAGUACACAUAAUUUGUCCAGUAUAUGAACCCGGCACAUAUGAGAAUGAAACAGAAAAGUACAUUAUAUAUAAUGUUUCAAAAGUUGAAUAUGAAACAUGUCGAAUAACAAAUGCUGAUCCAAGGGUUAUAGCAAUAUGUGAUAAGCCACAAAAAUUAAUGUUUUUUACUAUAACGUUUCGCCCAUUUACUCCACAACCUGGAGGUUUGGAGUUCCUUCCUGGAAAUGAUUACUAUUUUAUUUCAACUUCAUCAAAAGACGAUCUUUAUCGAAGAAUAGGUGGGAGAUGCUCUACAAACAACAUGAAAGUCGUUUUUAAAGUUUGCUGUGCAUCAGAAGAAAACAAUAAAACAAGCACUUCCUUUAAUCAUAAUCCCGGCUUAGGUGGAUUUAAUCACAGUGAUCAUGGUAAUACUCUUGCUGGAAAAAUUGAUGUUGAUUUAAAUAGUCCAACGCAUAUUAAUCAACCUAACGUAAAUAAUAUAAAUAAUGUGCACGCAGGUGUUGGAAAUAUUGGGAAUAUACCAUUUAAGACUAUAAGUGGUCCGACUGCUACUGCCAUAAAUACAAAUAUAGAUCAUUUUAAUCGUAUACCUAUGCAACCCAACGGUGUUAAUGUUAUUAGUAAUAAUAAUGGUGUAGGAAGUUUGGGCAACAGCGGUAUUUUGCUGUCUCCAAAUCAUGGAACAAUAAAUAUGAUACCUUCAAGUGGAAAUGGAGUGAUUCCAUAUCAAGGACAAAUCGGACAGACAGGUAUAAGAAUUAAUAAUAUACCACCAAACCACCAUCCCUCUAUUAAAAACAGCAAUAAUAACAAC
This is a messenger RNA of Teleopsis dalmanni, 933 nucleotides long. RefSeq lists its product as uncharacterized. Gene Ontology annotation, molecular function: ephrin receptor binding. The annotation marks the transcript as partial. The transcript has 3 exons. Gene Ontology annotation, biological process: axon guidance; ephrin receptor signaling pathway. NCBI's taxonomy places the organism in Eukaryota, Metazoa, Arthropoda, Insecta, Diptera, Diopsidae. Gene Ontology annotation, cellular component: plasma membrane. The record is from RefSeq and is a predicted model, not a curated record.